Molecule: messenger RNA, 814 nt
Organism: Teleopsis dalmanni
Lineage: Eukaryota; Metazoa; Arthropoda; Insecta; Diptera; Diopsidae
Product: activin receptor type-2A-like
Exons: 5
Coding region: 80-814 (244 amino acids)
Biological process (GO): protein phosphorylation; cellular response to growth factor stimulus; activin receptor signaling pathway
Cellular component (GO): plasma membrane; activin receptor complex
Molecular function (GO): activin receptor activity; ATP binding; activin binding
Source: RefSeq, a predicted model, not a curated record
AAUUGGUUUAAAGGAAACAACAUUUAUUAUUAAGAAGAACAUUUUAAUAUAUUUAAAUUCAAAAAUAAAAUCCGCAAAUAUGAGAAAAAUCAAUUCGUUGCACGCGUUUCCAGUAUUAAUCCUGGUUACUUUUGUUCAUUUGACGGAUGGAGCUAUCUUACCUGAAGGACAUACAAUUGAUUGCGAGUAUUACAAUCAGACGGAUUGCAAUAUAACUGGGAAUUGUGCCACUCAGGUGAAGCAAUGUAAAGUCGAAUCGGAUAAACUAUCCAAAUGCUUUUCAUUAUGGUCCAUAGAUGACAGAACAGGUGAUACGAAAAUAAUUAUGAAGGGUUGUUUCAUCGACGAUCAAUGUAAAGAAACCGAAUGUGUAAACACUGCCGAACCACGUCCUAAUAAUAUACACUUUUGCUGCUGUAAGGGCUCCAUGUGCAAUACAGAACAAAAGUGGAUACCCACUACAACUGAAGCAACAACGCAAGUGCCAAAGGAGAAAACUUCGGUUAAUUAUAUUAUACUUGGUGCGGGCUUAUUCGGUUUAUUACUCAUAUUAGCAGUAGCAUCUGCGUUUGCAAUACGUUAUCGGAAACGGAAGCAAUCUAAUUUUAAUGAAAUUCCUACGAACGAAACCGAAGUUACGAAUGCAUCGCCCUUAUUAAGUAAUCGCCCUAUCCAACUUCUUGAACUAAAAGCUAGUGGACGAUUUGGUGACGUAUGGCAUGCUAAACUACAUGGUCAGGAUGUAGCUGUAAAAAGAUUUCUCAUGCAGGAAAAGGAUUCAUUUACUGCGGAAACUGAAAUAUAUAAGGUAUAA